ACAAGUCCAGGCUUGUGGCAAGGGGGUUUCAGCAGACAAAAGGGAAGGACUAUGAUGAGGUGUUUGCUCCUGUGGGGAAAGGAACAACACUGAGGGUGCUGUUGGCGAUAGCUGCACUCCUGGGAUGGAAGAUACGGCAGAUGGACAUUGUGACUGCUUUUCUGAAUGGGAUCAUUAUGGAGGAGGUGUACAUGAAGCAGCCAGAGGGGCUGGAUGAUGGGAGCGGCAGGGUCUGCAGGCUGAAGAAGGCCAUUUAUGGCCUUAAGCAGGCGCCUCGUGCAUGGUAUCACAAGUUGGAGGAGGCGCUGUUGGCUGGGGGUUUCAAGAAGAGUGAGUGUGACCCCACCCUGUUCCUGCUGCAGGAGAAGGAUGAAAUCCUCAUGCUCUUGGUGUACGUGGAUGAUAUCCUUCUCUUUUCUGCAUCAACUGCUUUGCUGGACAGCGCAGAGCAGAUGCUGGAGAUGCAGUUCAAGUGCUCCAAGAUGGGUGAGGUGAAGUACUACCUGGGGAUGCAUGUGGAGAGAGAUGUGGAAAAGGGUGUGCUGAGGUUGCACCAGAGGAAGUACUGUGAGGGGCUGGCUGAGAAGUAUGGGCUGCAAGAUGGGGGAAAGCCAGCAACACCACUACCUUCAGGGUUUACUGUGGGGCCAUGUGCUGAUGAGGAGGUAGUGGGUAAGAGUGACAGGAAGCUGUUUCAUUCAAUGGUUGGGUCGCUGAAUUAUGCUGCAAAUCAUACACGGCCUGACAUUGCAUUUGCUACAUCACGACUGGCUAGUGUGGUCUCACGCCCUAGUCAUGAGCAGCUGGAAGCGGCCAAGAGGUUGGUCCGCUAUGUGAGUGCUACGGCAUCAGUGGGAUUGGAGUACAGUGGAGUGAGGCAGCGGUUGCAGAGAGGUGCUGCAGAUGUGAAGAGUGGAAAGAUGCUCUUGAGUUGCUAUACUGACGCUAGCUUCAACUCAGUGAAAGCGGAUGGCACCAGCAUUGGGGGUUAUGUGUGCUUGCUAGGAGGUGGUGCUGUGAGCUGGCGCAGCAAGAAGCAAAAUGAGGUGGGAUUGUCCUCAUGUGAGACUGAGUACAUGGCCUUACACCAUGGGGCCAAGGAAGUAGUGUGGCUAAGGCGUUUGUUGGAGGAGUUGGGAGUUGGUCAGGAGAAGCCGACAGUUGUGUUUUGUGACAAUGAGUCCGCUGUGAAGCUCGCCAAGAAUGCUUGUCUGCAUGGGCUGACAAAACACAUAAGGCCUAAGUGGCAUUGGGUGAGGAGAAUCCUUGAUAAGGAGGUGCGGCUGGAGAUAGUGAAGACCCAUCAGCAGGCAGCAGAUAUUUUCACUAAGCGUCUGGCGGAGGCGGAUCAUUGGAAAGGCAUGAAGCUUGCUGGAAUGAGUGUGCAUUGAGUAUGCAUGCUUGAGAUGUUGGUAUGGUGGUUGAUGGUUGGCAGCCAGAGGGGGAGAUUGUUGUGUGAUGUCAUCAUAUGCUAUCACAUUCUGUCUGCCUCCCAUCCCAUGUUUUCAACUUGCAUGUGUGGUUUGAAUGUGCAAGCAUUUGUGUGGUGUGUGUUCUGGAGUUUGGGAAUGUGUUCUGUAUUAUUUUUGUUUGAGCAGGUAUUUGUGAUGAUAGAUCUUGAGAAGAUCUUUCCGACGCAACAAGAAUCGCUUCAAUCGGAGCAAGAACGCGAAAGCUAUGAAGAUUCAAAGUUCAUGAGCUUGCGUUACAAUUGCGGCGGUUACUAAGUGAAGUUGUGGGGUGACUUUAUAUGGAAUUCUUGAACUUUGAUUGAACUCUUGAGAUUGAGUUAAGUUCUCCUCCUACAGCUUACCCCCUAAUGCGUCGAAAGCCAUAGCGUCGCGAAUACUUUAUCAAUCAACAUGAUUCAAAUUGGGAACGGUAGCUGAGAUUAAGAGCUACAACAUAUCCAAGUUUCGCGACAUUCCAACGGCUAGUUGUUUGUCGACGUCGUUUCUUGUGAAGACGACUUUUCUGUCCAGAAUUUCGGAUUUAUAUUUUGAGUAAUUCUAGCUCCUAAGUUCACCUAGACUCCGUCCUUAAUCCUAACAAUCUUUACUAAGGCGCUUGCGCCUAAAGAUCAUCAGCGGCACUGCUUGCAGCUUGGUCUAGUUGUUGUAGACUCUCACUUGCUAGGACCUUGAUUGUGUACUCCUCUUUAUAUAUAUUCUUUAGACUUGCCUUGUGGUUCCUCUUCCAGUGUUUGGACUAGUAGUGCCACCCUGGUUUGCUUUGUCGUGUUUGUACUCUUGUUGACUAGUCUUCAGACCCCUGUCUCAGAGGUUUGACUAGUUGUG
This is a messenger RNA of Closterium sp. NIES-67, 2297 nucleotides long. Lineage: Eukaryota; Viridiplantae; Streptophyta; Zygnematophyceae; Desmidiales; Closteriaceae. The record is from the annotation of a GenBank genome assembly.